This is a messenger RNA of Pungitius pungitius (ninespine stickleback), 1410 nucleotides long. RefSeq names its product complement C3-like. Gene Ontology annotation, molecular function: protein binding. Gene Ontology annotation, cellular component: extracellular region. Lineage: Eukaryota; Metazoa; Chordata; Actinopteri; Perciformes; Gasterosteidae. The record is from RefSeq and is a predicted model, not a curated record. Bases 20 to 1204 code for a protein of 394 amino acids. The transcript is spliced from 12 exons.
GUUUCCUCCUCAGUCCACCAUGGUGGUGCUCCAGGCGCUCUCAGAGUAUCUGAUAAACAAGCCUCCUCCUGGUGACCUCAGUCUGGAUGUGGACGUCAGGUUGACAGGACGCAAGGAAAUCCGUUACCAUUUUAACCCCCAAACAGCCUACGCCGCUCGCUCCUCCAGGUUGCCGGAUAAUCUUGAUUUGGAAGUCGAGGCUCGGGGGAACGGAGAGGGGAUUCUGGAGGUUGUGACCUAUUACAACCAGCUGCAUGAGGUGGACGAUAAGAUGUCCUGCAAGGACUUUGAGCUCGUCGUCACUAUUGAAGAAUCCAGCGAAAAGCCUCCAGCUGAUGUAGAGAAAUCCUACCAGAUGAGCAUCAGCGUGAGGGCUUUGGGACCCACAGAUGUCCGGAUGGUGGUCCUGGACAUCAGCCUGCCGACCGGCUUCAGCCCAGAGACCUCCGACCUGGAGAAGCUUUCAAACUCAGUGGACCGUUACAUCAACUACUUCCAGGUGGUCGAUAACCUGAGUGACCGAGGCUCUCUGAUCCUCCACCUGUUCAAGGUGUCUCACAAAGAGCCAGACGUCCUGAUCUUCAGGCUGCAGCAGAGCUUCAGAGUGGGCCUCCUGCAGCCGUCCUCGGUCACCGUCUACGAGUAUUACAACCCAGAUCACCGCUGCAGUCACACCUACACCCCCAGGGAGGACCGAGAGGAGCUCUCUCAGAUCUGCAGGAACAACGGCUGCCGCUGCGCGCAGGGCGACUGCUGUGUCUCCAGGGGCGACAGUGAAAACGUGCCCCCCCAACAAAGAGAGACGUUUGCCUGCAAGACUUUGCACCACGUUUUCAAGGUGAAGGUGCUGAACGUCAGCCAGAGUUACUACGACAAAUAUGAGGUGGAGAUCACACAAGUGAUCAAACUGGGCAUAGAGGCAGGAGUUGAAGUGGGUCAGAGGAGGCUUUUCAUGUCUCAUGGAGGCUGCAGAGACGGACUGGUCCUGAACCAGGGCUCCCAGUACCUCAUCAUCGGGCCCACAGAGGACCAGUGGAACGCUGACGCUGACACCGGCAGAUCCGUCUACGUGUUGGGGAAGGACACCUGGGUGGAGCGCUGGCCAUCGCCCACAGAGUGCUCCAGCAGUGACGGCCUGCGAGAUAAAUGCCGGAGCCUGAAGGACGCGGCGACUGAGCUGUCCGUCAACGGCUGCCGGCUGUAGAGCCUCCUCAGUUCUCUCUUUGCAGAAGGGUUCACAACACAAAGAGAGUCAAGCUGUCCAGAUGCCUUUGAGCCACAUGUUACAUCGACAUGACCUGUGAAGGUCAAACCAGUAUUUCAUCCAUCUACUGGGUGCUAAAACAACCAUUCAUCCAUUUGGCCAAAGUGAAUGAAUGAAUAAAUGAACGCCUUAAUGUGUCUAUUGAU